AUGAAAUUCGAUGAUUAUUUGUUAGCUUUCUACCUAGAUGAUCUGUUCAAUGCUGAAACCGGAAGCUUCAUUUCUAAUGAUGAAUGUCCUUCAGAAUAUUAUCAUUGCAGACUGAAGUGCAAUGCUGAUGAACAUGCAAUUAGACACUGUGCUGAUUUCAGCAUCUGCUGCAAACUGAAGAUCAUUGAAAUUGAUGGACAAAAGAAGUGGUGAAAAUGCUAACUCCAUCUUCUUCAGACUCCAGGAGCAAAAACAUGUCUUAAACUCUCUUAUCUAUGAAUAAUUAACAUGAUGGAUGAAAAUUAUUAUAAUUGCAUGUUUAGAUGGUCAGGUGAAAAUGAAU
Pan troglodytes (chimpanzee) is the source of this 343-nucleotide messenger RNA. RefSeq names its product beta-defensin 131A-like. The transcript has 2 exons. Gene Ontology annotation, biological process: innate immune response. Gene Ontology annotation, cellular component: extracellular region. The coding region runs from base 1 to 213 and encodes 70 amino acids. The record is from RefSeq and is a predicted model, not a curated record. NCBI's taxonomy places the organism in Eukaryota, Metazoa, Chordata, Mammalia, Primates, Hominidae.